UAUAAGCAGCGUGUCCGCGGAGAACCGGGUGACUUGCGCUGGCAGGAGCGGGUGGCUGCUGGGAGAAAAAAGGAUGAGGCUAUAUGGGAUUACGUCACAGGCUCUUCGUAACCUGAGCAAAACUCAAAGGUUACAGAGACCUGCAUUAGGUUUGUGGUCACGCAUUUGUACCACGGAGGAUGAUCAUGGCCGGAAGCACAGCACAGAGACUGGACCCAGCCCAAGGGUCAGACGGAGCACUUGGAAAUGGGGACUUACAACAACAGGGGCUCUGCUGGGAUUAGGAACAGUCCUGAUUUAUGAGGCGCAAAGGAGACGGGUGGCCCAUGCAGAGUCUUUGAAGAUUCCUGUUCCUCAAACAUUUCCCCAGUACACACAGGCAGAUGUGAAGCAGCAUGCUAGCUUAGCUGACAGAGUGUGGGUGACCUAUGCAGGAGAGGUGUUCGAUAUCACAGACUUUGUGGAAUUGCAUCCUGGCGGCAGUCGGAUAUUACUUGCUGCCGGCGGAGCCCUUGAACCUUUCUGGGCCUUGUAUGGUGUACACAAGAGUGAGCAUGUCUUGGAAAUAUUGCAACAAUAUAAGGUGGGAGAACUCACCGGUGAGGAAGCAGGGGAAGUGGAUGCUGCUGACCCAUACUCAAGUGAUCCUUCUCGACAUCCUGUCUUAAAAGUCAAUAGCCUGAAGCCUUUUAAUGCAGAGCCCCCUCCUGAGAUUUUGACCGAUAGUUUUGUUACCCCAGUUGACCUUUUCUUCAAAAGGAACCACUUACCUGUGCCAGUUAUCAAUACUGAUGAGUACCGGCUAAUAAUAGAAACACCCAGUGGAACAGAGGGGAGCAAGCCACUUCAACUUUCCCUAAAUGAUCUAAAGACUAAAUUUCCCCGACAUGAGGUUACUGCCACCCUGCAGUGUGCUGGGAACCGACGCUCUGAAAUGAAUGCUGUGAAGCCAGUGAAAGGAUUGGACUGGGGCAUUGCCGCGAUCAGUACUGCUCGCUGGGCAGGAGUACGUCUGAGGGAUGUCCUGGUGGAGGCUGGCUAUACAGAAAGCAUGACUAAUGCACAACAUGUUCAAUUUGAAGGCCUGGAUCGUGACUUGACGGGCACAGGCUACGGUGCCUCUAUUACUUUUGAGCAUGCAAUGAGGAAAGAAAACGAUGUUUUGCUUGCCUAUGAAAUGAAUGGAGAAGAUCUGCCACGAGAUCAUGGAUUUCCAUUGAGGGUAAUAGUACCAGGUGUGGUGGGUGCUCGCAAUGUGAAAUGGCUUGGAAGAAUUGUGGUUAGUGAGGAAGAGAGUCUUAGUCACUGGCAACAGAAUGAUUACAAAAGCUUCAGCCCAUCGGUAGACUGGGACACGGUGGACUUCUCCACCUCACCAGCCAUACAGGACCUCCCAAUACAGUCUGCCAUCACAGAGCCACGACCGGGGCAGAAGGUCACCCUUGAUUCUGAUGGAAAACUGUCUGUGAAGGGAUAUGCUUGGAGUGGUGGUGGUAGGGAGGUUGUGCGAGUUGAUGUGUCUCUUGAUGAGGGAAAAACAUGGAAGGUAGCAGAAUUAACUGGCACUGCGCAGAAAGCUGGUCAUGCCUGGGCAUGGAAACUGUGGCAGCUGAGUGUCCCGCUGCCUGACGAUUGCAAACAUAUUACAAUCAUCUGCAAGGCUGUGGAUAGCAGUUACAAUGCGCAGCCUGAUACCGUAGCUCCAAUAUGGAACGUGCGUGGUGUUAUAAGCAAUGCGUGGCACCGAGUACAGGUCUCUGUGGAUACUGACUAACUUCUGUGGUGGAGGUGUGGACUUUUUUGCCAGCAACAAACUAUUCCCUCAUGCCUGGAGGUGGCAAAACAAUGAACCUUCUUGUAUGGUGGCUUCACUUAUGCACACUGACUAUUCAUAUUACUGUUUAUUAUAAAGAAGAUAAAUCUGAACUUCCAUAAUUUGACACUGGAAGAAAUGAAUACGGGUAAAGAUAAGGACUUUCAGUGGUUUAAGGAAUCUAUCUGGUGCUAAAUGCCUUUAGGUGGGAAAGCUCGAAGCAGGAAUUUUGUAAACGUGUCGUAUAUUUUAGGACAAUGUGUUUCAUUCAUGUAACCCUUAUACAACAUAAGAGCAAUCCAUUGCUGUGACCAUUGAUUGUUUUGUGUAUAACAAAUUGUGGCACACAUUUUAACGUAUCAUUUUAUGGUAAGUAAUUCUAACUGUAGCAUGUCAUCUGGUACUCCAAAAUACCCAAUAAUUAAGACUUUGGUUAAAAUGAUUAAUACACAUAUUUAACAAAUGUACAGUCUGGCUCUGCAGGUCUGUUAUUUCUACUUGGAAAGGAAAACACAAUUCGUAGCGAUCUUAUCUCAUGAUGAUAACUUAGAUAGAAAUGGAUAUAGCUGUACUAGCCGAA
Messenger RNA from Spea bombifrons (plains spadefoot toad), 2393 nucleotides. RefSeq names its product sulfite oxidase (gene SUOX). The coding region runs from base 74 to 1774 and encodes 566 amino acids. Gene Ontology annotation, cellular component: mitochondrion. NCBI's taxonomy places the organism in Eukaryota, Metazoa, Chordata, Amphibia, Anura, Pelobatidae. The transcript is spliced from 4 exons. The record is from RefSeq and is a predicted model, not a curated record. Gene Ontology annotation, molecular function: molybdenum ion binding; oxidoreductase activity; heme binding.